AUGGCCUUCUCGUGCUCAACCUAUACUACAACGCGCGCACUCACCUAUUCUUACAUUCAUAUCCCGCCCCAGCUCCCAAACACUCAAUACUUUCUCUUCCUACAUGGCUUCCCCUCUACCUCGCAUCACUGGCGCCAUCAGAUUUCCUUCUUCAAGGCAAAAGGCUAUGGCAUCAUAGCACCAGACUUACUUGGCUUCGGGGAGACGUCAAGACCGACUGGGUUAGAGAUGUACAAGGGUGAGGAUAUGGCAAGGGAUAUUGUUGAAAUCUUGAUGUCAGAGGGCGUUGGAAUGAUGGUGGGCGUGGCACAUGACUGGGGGUGCUUCCUUUUGUCACGACUAGCAAAUUAUCAUCCUGAGCGCUUUUCGGCCUAUGCGUACAUCGACCACGGAUACAUGGCCCCUGGCCGUAGCCUCACUACCGCGGCGUCCGAAUCGGUAGAGUCCCUCUACUUUACUACCGACGAAGAGAUCAACAAGAAAUACAAGGGCGCUCUGGGCGGUUUACGCUCUUGGUUGACCGAGGGCAAGACUACCAAGUUGCCAGCCCAUUUGACAUCAGAGGAUCGCAAACAUUAUGAACACGCUUUCUCCAAGGAGAAAGGUGGCUAUGGCCCUGCGAUAAACUGGUAUAGGGCUUCUCUGCGUAACAUUAACGAAGAAGAUGAACGAAAAAUCACAACGGCUGCCCACGUCCUAACGCACCCAACCCUAUUAAUCGCGUCUACGAACGUCAUUACUGCCACAAUGAAUAUCCCAGAGCAGAUGCUCCCUUUCGUGCUCGAUCUCAUAGUUGAGCAAGUUGCUGGUGGACAUUGGCUGCAGUUAGAGAAGCCAGAUGAAGUGAAUGAAAUUCUGGAUAAGUUUGUAGCAAGGUUGGAAACCGAUUAA
Molecule: messenger RNA, 891 nt
Organism: Fusarium oxysporum Fo47
Lineage: Eukaryota; Fungi; Ascomycota; Sordariomycetes; Hypocreales; Nectriaceae
Product: Alpha/Beta hydrolase protein
Exons: 5
Coding region: 1-891 (296 amino acids)
Molecular function (GO): catalytic activity
Source: RefSeq, a predicted model, not a curated record